Messenger RNA from Punica granatum (pomegranate), 600 nucleotides. The record is from RefSeq and is a predicted model, not a curated record. NCBI's taxonomy places the organism in Eukaryota, Viridiplantae, Streptophyta, Magnoliopsida, Myrtales, Lythraceae.
AUGGAGGCUCUAGGAUAUAUCUUGGAGACUCAGGAGAUUGAACUCCCUGGCGGGGAUGCUACGAGUGAUCAACAGGACGCAUAUGAUCAGUGGUCUGUUAAUGACAUGAAGGUCUGCUGCUAUAUGCUUGCUUCUAUGAGCAAUGAGUUGCAGAAGCAGCAUGAGAACAUGAAGAGUUCUCGUGAGAUCUUGAAGAAUCUCAGAGAGCUAUAUGAGGAGAAUAGCAGGACCGCACGAUAUGAGAUAUCGAAGGAAUUGUUCCGUGCGAGAAUGCAGGAGGGAACUGAAGUUGCAGCUCAUGUGCAGAAGAUGAUUAGGCUGAUUCAACAGCUUGAGAAGCUUGAGUUCCAGAUGGACAAAGAACUCCAUGUGGAUUUAGUUCUUCAGUCUCUCCCAGAUUCUUUCUCAGGGUUCAUUGUGAACUUUCACAUGAACAAGUUAUCAUGUUCGUUGUCUGAGCUGCUGAACAUGUUGGUCACUGCACAAAAUGCUAUGAACAACAAAAGGAAGGAUAAGGAAGUCGUUCUUGUGGCUGGUACUUCUUCCAGUAAGACUGGGAAGAAGAAUAAGAAGUCCAAGAAAGGUUAUGUUCCUCAGUAG